Molecule: messenger RNA, 4356 nt
Organism: Gavialis gangeticus (Gharial)
Lineage: Eukaryota; Metazoa; Chordata; Crocodylia; Gavialidae
Product: D-beta-hydroxybutyrate dehydrogenase, mitochondrial-like
Exons: 5
Coding region: 997-1890 (297 amino acids)
Molecular function (GO): oxidoreductase activity
Source: RefSeq, a predicted model, not a curated record
UCAGCAAGUUACAUCCUUGCUGCUUGCAAGGAUUAUGAAAGAGUCAUAAAUGAGCUUGACCUGUGCUGCCAGGAGUUCCUAGCUCUGGCUUUCUGCUGCAUGUACAUGCAGGCCCAUGCACUGCUGUCCAGUGUCCAGACACCCCUCCCCUUGCUGUCGCUGCGUAGGCCCUCCCAGAUCUGAUCUGUCUCACUCAAAUAAGCACAGAAAGCAGGCCUGCUUCUACACGGAGACUUCACAGAGCAGCAGCACAUCUUCACUAAGCAAUUCACAACAUCAGGGUGUUAGGAAAACCCAUAGGUCAGAGGCAGGCUGGGCUGUUCAGCAGAGCAGUGUUACCAGGGGCUGGAUGCUUUUCUCAGUAGCCAUAAACUGAAUGCUUUUAUAUGAUUAUGAAAUCACUUCAUCACUUUGGUACACUUGGAGCAAUCCCUUCCUGGGGUCCCAAAGCUUAAGAGCGUGGUAAGGCAGUGUAGAAAUAAGGGUUUGGUGUUGGAACAGGCAAAGUUCAGUAUCAUAACUGCUUGUUUUGAACUGAAAAUGCAUCUCCAUUCUAUGAGAUAACAAGGAGAUAGUCAAGGAUGGGUUCAAAGGGGAAGGACCCUGAAAAACAAGGGAGAGAGGGAACAUCAGUGAGUCUAGACAAGUCUGGGUAGGUUUCCAAAUCGCUUGGCUUCACUGAACCUUGCUUCUGUUGCAGUAAGAGGGUCUAGUUCUGUGUUCUGUGAAAAUCACAACUUAUUUUAAAGCUAAUCAGACCCUGUUUUUAAGUAAGGUCAUUUAUGGUUUCUCUCUGUGACCGCUCUGAGAUCUGCCAGGACUACAGGACAUCUUCCCAAGCACUUAGUCUGCAUCACUGAGGCAUGUGAACCCCUCCAAGCCACUAGUGCAUUGCUUAUGCUCACAAGAGGCCUGUGAGCUAGGGAGAGCUCUUACCUCCAUUCUGCCCAGAAAGAGCUGAGGAGCAGAGCAGUGAAGAGACUCGCCCAUGGUCCCAUGAUGAGCUGGGGGCAGAGCCAGGUUGAAGGAAAGGCGGUGCUAAUAACGGGCUGCGACAAGGGGUUUGGACAUGCCUUGGCAAAGCAGCUUCAUGCAAAGGGAUUCACUGUUUUUGCUGGAUGUUUGCAGACGGGCGAGAACGGUGCCAGAGAGCUGGAAAGCAUGCAGUCGGAUCGCAUGAAGGUGCUGCAGCUCAAUGUGGGCAGUGACCAGGAGGUGGCUCAAGCCGUUGAGUUUGUGAAGAAGAAACUGAAGGAGCCUGAGAAAGGCCUCUGGGGCGUGGUGAACAACGCGGGCGUGACGACUUUUGGGGACGUGGAGUUCACCCGCCUUGACAAGUACAGAGAGGUGGUGGACAUCAACCUCUGGGGCACGGUCAGGGUGACCCAGGCUUUUCUGCCGCUCAUCCGCAGAGCCCGAGGCCGUGUGGUGAAUGUGUCAAGCAUGUACGGGCGGAUCAGUAGCCCGUCUCGCUCCUGCUACUGCGUUUCCAAGUUUGGGGUGUCCGCCUUCUCCGACUGCCUCCGGCAAGAGAUGUACCGCUGGGGUGUCCGAGUCAUCCUCAUCGAGCCUGGGAACUUCGUGGCUGCUACCGGCAUCCUGACCUGGGACGGCGUGGAAGCCCGGGGAGAGGAGCUGUGGUGUGGGGCCAGCAAGACCGUUCAGGAGGACUAUGGGAAGGCCUACAUCACUCACCAGAUAACCCAGAUGAAGUCCUUUGUGGGCAGUGGCCUGAAGGACAUGUCUCUUGUCCUAAACGCCAUCACGGAUGCUCUCGUUUCAAAGCGCCCUUACAACCGUUACAAUCCCAUGUCGGCCUAUUGGUGGGUAAAGCUACACAUCAUGGUGCACCUUCCCACUGCCAUUGCUGACUGGCUGUACGUCCACUGACCCGCGCUCGCAGCAGGCCUGAAAGCAUCUCCUCGUUGUGUUUAUUCAGAUCCCAGAGCUGAGCAGCGAUAGCUAAAGACAGGCCCCUGAAACCAGGGUCCAGCCCCCUCCCUCUGCCCGGCGCUGCUGCAGAGCCUGAGCCCGUAUCCAUAUCCGUGUGGCGGCAGGCUGACAAAAGCCUGGCUCUGGAUCCCCCCUGCUCCUUGCCCUGUCUUGCUCCCUGCUGCCCCGAGCAGCGUUUGAAGGUAUUUUCCUUUUGGCUGUGGAGGAGAUAGGGGAAGGCUGAUGCAUUGGGCCAAGCCUCUCCCUGGUGUAAUUAGGUUGUGAAGCUCUGCCAGGGAUGAAUUUGGCUCCUAAUGGGAUCUUGUUUUUCCCUUUCCCGGGAGAGCUGGUGGUGGCAGAGCCGUGCUGUUGCCAGGAGACAUUCAAAGAGAGCAGCUAAAACGGGAAACAAAGGCAGCGUUUUUUGAGAGCCCAGAAAUGGGUCAGUGCCAGUUCCCAGCCUUCCCGCGCGCUCACGGCUCUGCAGCCGCCCGCUCUCCUGGUGGACGCAGCAGCACUAACUGACCCAGGGCCGAGCCCGGGAGGAGGUGGCUGGCCCUGCAGGCGCAGCCCGAGUGCACAGCAGCUCUGCUUUCCUCUCACCGGCCAGGGCUGGCUCAGAGGGACGUCUUUUCCUGCCUUGCUCUUAAUGGCUUGCAGCCCACCUCCUGCAGCCCGAAUGGUGCCCUUUACCAGGCAGACUUGAACAAGCUGAAGACAAACAGCUGCUUGGCUCCCAUGCCCGCUACAACAGCGCUGGCACACCAUGCUGGCGCUGUGCUCGGGCACGGGUGCAGUCCAGCCUGUUCCCUGCCCAUGACCUCCAGGGACAGCAGUCAUCCAACCGGGAAUCCUCCCCCAAAACCACUGCCCAGGGCACAGGCAGGGAGCUUGUCAUAUCUGGGCUCUUGAGAUGUGGUGCACGGCUCAUUUGAUGGCCCUGGCAGGGAUCCCCCCGGGAGGCUGUGCUGGGCCAGGCUGCUGUGCAGCGUUUGGUUGCUACCAGGAGGUUCAGAGGCCAUCCAUACAGCCCAGCCCAGAUGGGUAGAGCUGCCUUAGGGCUCACUGAAUGGGCUGGGCUGCUGCGCUGAGACGGUGAAGGGGCUGCUUGUUCAGGGGUCAAGGCAGGGAGAUCACAUGGCACAAAAACUGCCUUAAAUUUGUGCAUUGCUGCCCUGGAGAUUAGGUUGGCUAGGGAUGUCUCAGGGCCUGCUGUUGCUGGGGGCUAAACGACAUGAAGGGCUGUGGCCAGAGCCUCUCUGCUGGUUCUUUUGGAUUCACAAGGGUCCUGGACAGAAGCCAGGGGCCUCUUGCUGUUACUGCUUGAUCCGGACCUCCAGUGAGCAUCUCUGGCCACACGUGCCAAGGCCCUGCUGCUGUCACGGACCGAGCUCAGCCUGGCAGAGAGGGGAUGUGCUGGUGGGUCUCAGUCCAGGUCCUGGUCAAACAGUGUCCCAAAACAAAUAGCCCUGCAUUCCUGGCAUGAACUGGCCCUCUUGUUGGACAGGGAGCCGCAUUCGUCCUUCCUGAAUUAGCCUCUCAGCUGGGCUUACCCACCUGUAUGUCCUGAGCACUAUUGCUGCGUAACACUGCCCCUGCUUGCAGAGUCUGAAUACAAAGCUCUGGGUGGAUGCUUUCAGUGACGCUCUUUGUUUCUUCUUGUAUUAAUAUUUCACAAUGAAAUUACAAAUUAAUAUAACACCCUCCCCUCAGAAACCUUCCUAAUAAUGCUGUGCAGUUGAUGGGAGUACACAAUGUGUACUUGGGUCUCCUGUCCAAAUCAGGCAGGUUUACUUUUUAACUAGUAGUGGACUUCUCAGUAUCUCACUGCACAUGCCUUUUUCCAAGGAGAGCUGCCAGGAAGACAGUAGGGAGGGUCCUGGCACUGCUGGUCAGGCCGGGUUGAUAGUCCGCUGGCAGCACAGGUGGGCACGUCUCCCUUUCUGGGCUAAACUUCGUUCCAUGCCAGGCCAAGGUGAGAUAAAAGUUAACUGCAAGCCAGUCUGCCCUUGCUGCUGCCUGUGCCCUUGUGUGCCAGGAGCAGCUGGGAAACCUGGUCAGUAUUUUGUACGCCUUGGCUCUACCUGUGGGUGGGCUCUGGAUGGAGCUGGCCUCCUGUCUGAUGUCGGGUAAUGCUUCCAGCAGAAAAGGAGUCUUCACACGGAGAUUACGUGAUGAUGGCAUGUGUCAUAGCAGGCCAGGAAGUGCUGGGCUGUGCAGCUGUUUUCCUGCUGCUCGGCACAAGUGCAGGACGCCUGUUGUUGUGAAAGACAAGAGUCCUUGUAUUAAACAGCAGCACCCCUGGGCCACCCUGUGACACCAUCCUGAGUAUGAUUCUUGUCACCUGCACUUGGGAAGUCUGGGAAUAUGAAGCACCUCCUGAUUUACACAGAAGAGCAAAUAAACACUGAGAUUUGCAGAGAG